ACCACCAACCCCCCAGCCCACCACCACCACCGCCCCCCCAUGCUGCGCCAGCUGGGGUCUCUGGUCCCGCGGCUGCUGCGGGGCCGCGGGUUCCUGGUGGCGAACACUGCGAGCUGCGGGGCUCUGAUGGCCACGGGAGACGCGGUGCAGCAGUGGAGGGAGACGCGCGCAGGGAGACGCGAGCGCAGGGACUGGGUGCGAACCGCGCGCAUGUUCUCCGUGGGCAUCGUGAUGGGACCCAUCCUCCACCUGUGGUACGUCUACCUCGACAAGUUCCUGCCGGAGAGGACGAGGAAAGUGGUCGCCAAGAAGAUCCUCGCCGACCAGCUCAUCGCCUCGCCGCCGUUAGCGGCUCUCUUCUUUUUCGGAAUGGGAGCUCUGGAGGGCCAGAGCGUUAAACAUUCCGCCCACGAGUUCGCAGACAAGUUUUGGGAGAUGUAUAUGAUGGAUUGGACCAUCUGGCCCGCGGCGCAAGCGGUCAACUUCUUUUACGUCCCGUCGUCCUAUCGGGUCAUCUACGUGAACGUGAUCACCCUGGGAUGGGACACAUUCCUUUCCUACCUCAAGCACCGGGACGACAAGACGGACGCGGGCGGAGCGCCGGCCGAGCGAGACGUCGGCGAGCGGAGGGAGGCCGCCUCUGCCGCGUGCGCAGCGACCGAGCUGUGCGUGGAGAGGCCGCCCCUUGCCGAGGCGGCCAUGCCGAGCUUGAAGCGGGAGGUUUAGUCGUCGCUGGGGGGGGCGGCGGGGGGUGGUGCAAAAUCGCCCAUCGGCCCGUAUAUGGAAGGGAAGUGGGCGUGUAGUUGUCCGUAGGGGCGUUUCUCUGCCCGUUUCGUGGCCUUGCGGAUCGUGAAUCGAGGCGUCCGUUGUAUCGAUUCCGCUCGCGGUCAAUCCGCCCCCCUGUUGGCGUUUCGAUCCGUUGGAGGGUUAAUCGCCGCGUCGAAUAAUUCUCAAGCGAGCCACGGAUGCAGUAAUCCCAUUGGUUGGUGCAGCGUCGUGCGGAGUGCUCCACUCUUUUUGUCGAUUGGCCAAAUAUCUCUCUGCAUUCCGUUUUUUUAUCGCACACGACGGCGUGCUUAGGAGGAGAGGCGCUCCAACGAAAACCGGCAUCUUCCCCGGAUCGUUCGCCUUAAUGUCGCAUUCGUGUCAAAAGAACGAUUAUAUGAUGUGGCUUUUAAUUUUUUUUAUCUUUUCUUCAUUCGAAAGCGAAACUUGAGAUGAGAAAAAUAUAUUUGGGGAUUUGAUUUUUUUUUUGUAUUUGCACGCCACUCUUCAGGAAUGUAGAUAUAUAUAUUAAUUUAUGUGUACCGAACGGAGACUGCAAAGGAUAACAAUACGAUUGUUAUAUUUUAAAGACACGAAAAAAGAACUAUCAACGGAGAGGUUUCAAAAUAAACCACCCCUGGAACCAUC
Molecule: messenger RNA, 1413 nt
Organism: Lethenteron reissneri (Far Eastern brook lamprey)
Lineage: Eukaryota; Metazoa; Chordata; Hyperoartia; Petromyzontiformes; Petromyzontidae
Product: mpv17-like protein 2
Biological process (GO): mitochondrial ribosome assembly
Cellular component (GO): cytoplasm; membrane; mitochondrion
Source: RefSeq, a predicted model, not a curated record